AUGGAGUCGAAGCUUCGAGUCCUCUCGCCACAAUUGAAGACAUUCAAAAACGCCUUACUCGUCCUCAACAAUCAUCGUCCACUGUCAUCGCAAUCUCACCUCAUCUAUGUUUUUCGUAAUUGCAGAUCGAAUGUAGAUACAUCUCCAUUACAGAAACGGAGAAAACUUACUCGUUCUCCUCAUCAGCAAUUGUCGUCCUCUGUUAUCGCAUCUCAUAUGUAUGAAUUACAGCAGGAUAACUCAACGAAUGUGGAUUCAUCUCCAUUACAGAAAAGGAGAAAAUCGAUAGCUGUUAAAGUGAGGUUAGAAGAUUACUUCGAUCUAUCUCUCCUCUCUGCAACUCGCGCAAAAAUGAACAGCUUUCUGAAGAAACAAAGUAGAAAGAUGAAAUUGAAAAGCGAAUUCGAGGAAUUUGUGUGGCCUGCAGAAGGAGAUCAUCAUGAUUCGGAGUUAUACUCAGAAAAUAAUAGUAGAAGAACAGAUGAAGCAAUUGUUGAUCUCAAAAACGACAACGACGAUUCGUUCGGGGACGGUGAAGAUAAUCAUGUAUGUUGCGUGGAUCCGUUUCAACGGUUUGAAUCAACGGCACUGAUGAGAUUCAAGAGAUGAUCAAAAGAAAUUGCGUUCGAGAGAAAGAGGUAAGUCAGAGCA
Solanum tuberosum (potato) is the source of this 651-nucleotide messenger RNA. RefSeq lists its product as uncharacterized. Lineage: Eukaryota; Viridiplantae; Streptophyta; Magnoliopsida; Solanales; Solanaceae. Bases 1 to 609 code for a protein of 202 amino acids. The transcript has 3 exons. The record is from RefSeq and is a predicted model, not a curated record.